Ostrea edulis (European flat oyster) is the source of this 994-nucleotide messenger RNA. RefSeq names its product protein rolling stone-like. Lineage: Eukaryota; Metazoa; Mollusca; Bivalvia; Ostreida; Ostreidae. Bases 96 to 953 code for a protein of 285 amino acids. The record is from RefSeq and is a predicted model, not a curated record. The transcript has 4 exons. Gene Ontology annotation, cellular component: membrane.
CCUACGACGUUAUGAAAUAACGGCCAAUACUGCUGUGUAUAUCAGAAACGAUUAUCAACGAAUACCUGCGGAGUAUUUGUGGCAUAAAAUGAAUCAUGACUUUCAAACAAGAAGUUAAAGUGGAAGCGAUGGAGGGAUGCAUUUGUUCGAUAUGUAAAGAAGAAUUUCGACUGUGCAAUUUAUCAUUAAAACACGACAAAGCGAAAUAUUUCGUCACUUCACAGCACGGACCUAGGUAUUUCUACCCGGUAUGGACGUCAUUUUGGGCACUCUACCAUCUCUUAAACCUUCUCCUGAUGCCAUACUAUUCCAGCCAGUGGCCAAACGAAAUGGCCUGGCCCUUGUAUCUGACCAACAUAGGCUACAGCCUCCUUGGGAUCUUCUCGGUGUGUGAUUGCGUCAUCACUAUUUAUGUAUAUGCAAAACGAUCGGAUGUUUUAUCUGGGAGCACAUCAGGGUCCCCGUGGUACCUGCAGCUCGUGUGGUGUUUAUACAACAUCAACAAUGUGGUGGCACUCACCAUUUCCAUAUCAUACUACAGUCUCCUCACCGUCAGUUUCGAUCCGCCCAGCAUCAUCACCCAUACGAUGAACGCACUGUUUACUAUCGCCAACAUCCUGGUAUGUGCCAAGCCGACUAAGCUUUUACACGUGUACCAACCCCUCAUCUUCUCUAUAGCUUACCUUGUGCUCUCCCUCCUUCAUUAUGCCGCGGGAGGAUCCGCGAUCUACACCGUGUUGGACUGGGACAAUGUUUCCGUCGCCCUGCCGACAGCUUUUAUAGUGAUUUUCGUUCUGGGAAUAUUACUGCAUUUCUUUGUGUUUGUUAUUUUUAAACUCCGCGUGCUUCUUUAUGACAGGUUGUGCAGCAAAACGAAAAUUGACAUUAUCCAAGUUUCAAUCAUAGACAAGGCGGGUAGUAAGAAGGAAAACAAAUACAAAGAAGAACCGUAAUGUUUGUGUAAUUAUUAUAUUUUAUGUGAUUUUAUAACGUU